GUCGACACAUCUGCAGCACACAGCGGCAUUGCGGCGCGGUGCGGCGAGAAGAACAGGGGUGAGGGAGACCAUUGUUACGCACACCAUGGCGGAUUCGAAUUCCUCCGUCGUGAUUUGGGAUGCGCCUUUCCUUAUGGUGAAUGCCAUUGUGCCGGGAGUGCUUCCUAGGGAGAUGCCACAAUGGUGGAUCAGGAGGAGAACCGGCGGAACAUGGCAAGAUCUCAUAAUUGACGAUGACGCCACCGAUGACUAUUUCCAUGAGAAGCUACGAAUGACGAGAGGGGCGUUCUACGACAUCAUGGCCACGUGCACUCCUUUUCUUCAACGGUCCCUCACUCAUUACCGCACUCCUUUGCUGCCGGAGCAGCUGGUGGCGUUUGCUCUGUGUAGGUGGGCGAGCGGGGAGACGUUUGAUAGUGCAACUUUGUCAUUCGGGAUGGGGCGGUCGAGUGGUAUCAAGGCGGUGAGGGACGUGAUGGACGCUAUCUUGUCCGAGUAUACUGACAAGAUACGGAUGCCGACCGGUCAUCGGUUGCUGCAGGUUACACGAGCGAUUGCAGCAAAGGGAUUCCCAAAUUGUUUCGGUUGCAUGGACUACAGUCAUGUGUACGUCGACAAGCCAGCAAAUGCGCCAGCGGAAAACUAUUUCGAUCAAAAGCAGCAAUACUCUGUCAUUGCUCAAGUCGUCAUCGACCUCGAUAUGCGUGUGCUGGAUGUUUAUGUGGGGUAUUCGGGCAGUGUCCACGGCGCCAGGGUUUUGAUCAAUUUGUCGCUCUAUAGACGUGCUGAAACAGGCACGUUGUUCCUGGCGGAUGUGGUGGACCUGCCAUACGGGGUGCGAACGACGGGGUACGUGCUCGCCGACAACAGCUAUGGACCCUUACCUUGGCUUGUAGUGCCUUACGGUGGUGUAGUGCAACCUCCCGACGAGGCGCAUUUCCAACACGUUAAGCUACAGAUCUCGUGCAGCAUAAGGCAGAUGGCAUACGAAGUGUAUUCCGGGUUAAAGAUUCCGGGGUACUUCUCCCGCAUUUACAUCACCGACUAAUUUAAACACUCUUGCAUCCUCGAACAAAAUCCUCACAAUAUU
This is a messenger RNA of Chara braunii, 1090 nucleotides long. The record is from the annotation of a GenBank genome assembly. NCBI's taxonomy places the organism in Eukaryota, Viridiplantae, Streptophyta, Charophyceae, Charales, Characeae.